This is a messenger RNA of Drosophila nasuta, 3798 nucleotides long. RefSeq lists its product as uncharacterized. Lineage: Eukaryota; Metazoa; Arthropoda; Insecta; Diptera; Drosophilidae. Bases 410 to 3244 code for a protein of 944 amino acids. The transcript has 7 exons. The record is from RefSeq and is a predicted model, not a curated record.
AUACUCAAAUUGCAAUUAAAGCUUAAUAUACUGUCAUUCUUGUGUUAUCGUUGUAGCUUGUGAUAGAGAGCAGGUCGCGAUUAGUAAUUCUUCGGCGUAAUUGUAAACACAACAGCUGGUUAACCAAAAUAAGAGAAACUGGAGAUGAUACGCAAGUGGAACCAGCUGUGAGACAAACAACCCCAAAAUUGAAAAUAGGGUGGCCAAACAAAAGGUGGAUAGACCUCUGUUACUCGGCUGCAAGAUUGAAGAGUGUGUUAGUCGCUGCCCGCUGUUUAAACCGUAUUCAUUGCUCGUCUAAUAGAAGUGAAUUUAACUCAUCAAUAUGCAAAGCCGCAGAAAUAUUGCAAAGUUGUGAAAUAAUUAAUAGCUUGCUAAACCGAAAAAUCAUCCCAGCGACGUCAUCGCCAUGGCGUUGGCGAGUGCAGCGGGUGCUCUGCUCAAACCACAGACUCCACUCCAGCAGCUGCUUGAGGACAUCAACUUCCAGCGCACUAAGGAGAUGCGACAGCUGCUCAAAGAUGAUGGCGGCUUUGUAGUGCUACAGGGUACAACAUACUGGACGGAUUUGUUCGUACGGCAUUUUCUAUUUCAAACGGAGCCAGUGCACAGCAUUGACUCGGAUGAUUUGCUCUUUUUUGUGCGCAAAAAGCAUGUGAAGAGCUCAUCGCGUCACAUGCCAAAAUAUGAGACUGAAGUUGAAGUAUUUCGCAAGGACUCGCGCAAACUGCCCAUUGGAGACCCAGAUGUGGAUUGGGAGGAGACUGUCUACCUGAAUAUGGUUAUACAUCAGUUUGACUACACAUUGACCUUGGCCAUUUGCACCCGAACAUCGCCCAAAGAGUUGCAGGUGCUACGUCGGCACUCACAACGUGUCUAUGCUAGUCCAAGUCGUCGGAAGAUGGACACCAAGGGCGAGGGCGAAGAGAUCACGUACCCACACAUUUGCUUCAUGGUGGACAACUUCGAUGAGGUGUUUAGCGACAUUCUGGUGCGCGAUGGCGAGAUGGUGUGCGUCGAGCUGGUGGCCAAUGACAAGGAUGGUGCCGUUCAGGGUGUCAUCUUCUUGGGAUCGAUACGUUACGAUGCUCUGAAGAAAGUCUACGAUGCCAGACAAUCCAGUCUGAGUUCCAAGGUGGCGCAGCGAAUGUCCUUUGGCUUGUUUAGCAGUGGUGCUGGAGUGCAAACGCGCUGUGAAUUCGUACGCAUGAAGGGACCGCAGGGCAAGGGACACGCCGAGAUGGCGGUGACGAAGCCAAAGGGAUCGGGCGUUGAGACGCCAACCAGCGAGCCCGGCUUUUGUGCCACGGACAUGUGGGACGAGUGGGAGGAGGAGAACGAUGACUAUUGCACGUAUCGCCAUCAACGACGACUCAGCGAUCCCAGCGCCAAUCUCAAUAAUUUCUCACGCUACGGCUGGCGCACCAAGAACACCAACCAGGACAUGGUGACUAGUGGCACCAGCGCUAGUGUUGGGGCUAAGGCGCGUUCCGAGAAUGAAGGACUCGACUCGUUGGCCAGUGAAGUGUCUGAGAUUGAAGCCGGAGACUUGCGAGACGAUCAGCAACGUCCUGCUUUCUCGGCCUCCGCGACAAAACUGCACUCAAAUCCGAAUUGUGAAACGCUCAAUCUAGCUCAAGCGUGUGCUGGUGACGAACCACACAAGGCACCAGAUGCCACCACACCGUCUGACCCAGUUCCAGAAUCCGUGGUUAACGAGAUAGCCGCUGCGGCGCCAGCCGUCACUCCUCCGCCGCUCAGCGUUGCCGUCGAGGUGACCGUGUCCAACAACAGCAACAGCAACGACAACGGCAGCAGCAGCACAGGCUGCAAUUGCUUCGGUGGCAAAAAGUGCAAGAAACGCUGGACAUCGGGGGCCAGUGCCAUAGACACGCCGGUGAUGUCGGAAGUGUAUUGUCCCAGCUGCGAGGAUGCAUCUAAUGAGACGCCAGCUUGCCUCAGCAAAAUGCCCGACAAGCGUCAGACGAAGCUCAAACCCAAACCGCCCAGCAUUCUGUGUGUGGAGAGCGAACUUGUGGUCAGCAAACGUGGCAGUCUUCGGCUCAGCUCUAGCGAUAAUAAGCGCAAGAGCAACAACAUCACACGCAGUGUCUCAUUGAGUGCUGCCGAUCGUCGGACGAGUGUGCCAAUCCCGGGAAGUGCCAAGAAGGCGCCAGCGGCAUCGCGAGUGCGUGUUGUCAAGGCAAAGGAGAUGGACAAAAGCAAGGAGAAGGAGAAGGAUAAAGAGAAUGAUAAGAAGUCUUCGAACCAGAAAGCUAAUGGAGCCAGCAGUCUGCUGGCCAAGAUGUCACCCAAGAGGUUGCGCAAUGCCAAAGCAGGUGACAAGGAGAAGGAAAAAGACAAAGACAAAGAGAGAAGCAAGGAAAAAUCAAAGCUGACACCAAAAGCAAAAAUUAACAGCGGCAGCAACAAUAACAAUAACGAUGCCAAAACAGCACCUACAACAGCAUCUGGGACAGAUUCUGCUACUAAGGUGGAGGAGUACGAACUGGCCGAUGAUGCCACUUCAUUGAACGGCGAGGUUGCGGAGUCCGGCGAUAGCGCCUGCUCCGCCAAGAUGGCCAUUCUCAGUGAAAGCGACAGCAAGAUGAUGAUAAGUGUGCGCGGACGUGAAGAGCUGCCCGUGGUGGAGCAAUCUGGCACCCCAUCACCGCCCACUGUGGUGCCAGUGACGGUGUCGAUGCAUCGCUUUGAGAAGUGUAUACGUGUACCUGUUAAAUCAGAGAGCCAUCCAUUGCAGCUGGACUUGACGUUGUCACCAACAACGGCGCCGGCUGACCACACAACUAAUGAUAAUAACGAGGAGCAACAAGAGGAGUUAGGGGCCACAAGUGGUGAUGCGGUAUCGCCCCUACUAAAUGUCGAGGCGGAUGUGGCCAAUGGCAAUCAGCCACAAGCAAGCAGCGCCACAUUGCCACGCACCUCCAAGCAAUCCUAUUAUAACAAGGUGCUGCAUCUGGUGCCCAAGCGUCGCACACCGGACGGCACCAACAUAUACUAUUGGUGCGAUCUUCCCAAAAAGGCACUAAAAGAACUCGAUGAUGGUGCCUACAAUCCACUGUGGACCAGUCGAGGCUUCACACAAUCCUUUCACUUUUGGAAGGAGAAUCGUCGCCAGCAAUCGACGCCACUCAAUGCAUUCCUCACUUAUGUCACACUGCCCUGGUGGAGCAUUGCCAAGGAUUUGCUGGAUCAUCGAGAGACACCUAUACUAACCUUUUAGUAUUAGAUGUGUGCUACGCUUGUGAUUUGCUAUUAUUAUGCUUUAAAGUAUUACCUAUCAAGUCUCUUUAAUUUGUAAAUUAUGUUAGUUAUCUUUUGUGAUCUUACGUGAACGAGUGUAUCUCAGGUAGCUAACUUCAUCUGGCACCUCCCUAACAAAUUCCCAAUUUGAUUUAAGUGCAUCUAGCUCGGUUAUCCUUGACCAAAUGCCAACAUAUUAUAUUUCGCUAGGAAUCUGGACUAGAGCGUUAUUUACUAUAUAUUAUGUAGAUGCGAAUUCCCGAUUGAAAGUGUGUAGUAUAGCAGUACGAGUAUAACGAAUGCAACGCCAACCUACAAAUUUAUAAACCACACAUAUAUUAUGGUAUACUUAAUACCAAUUACCAAAAAUCAAAUGUACAUGUAAUACUAUUAUUUAUAUAUAUAUAUAUUAUAUGACAACAUUUAUACUAUAUACAUGCGAAUGUAUGUACAAUAAUAUAUGUAUAUGUAUAGUGAACAAGUGCGAAACAAAGUAAAAUAAAGAAUUGCGUACAAUAAAUACAAUACGAAAAC